AAGUUAUAGAUAAUGUAGAAUUAUGUAUAAAAUAUUGUGGUACUGUUUAUGUACUUGUGUAGUAUUGGUAAAAUCACAAAAUCAAUAUCAACUAGUUUCAACAUGUCCGUACAGGGCUCAAAGUUAUGGAAACAUUUAUGGAAGCCAGCCAUACGUCACGCAACCUUCACCCUACAGCCAACAGUAUACAGUUCAAAAUCCUGUAGCAAACUAUCAACCUACACCCAUCGCAAAUCAAUUGCAAGAAAUAUAUUUCAAUAGAUUACUCUCAAAUCCCGCCAUACAAGCAUUUAUAGAUCCCAGUACUAAGAUUUACAAUCAAAAUGGUAUAGAAAUAUCCGACCAAAUUCGCCCAAAAGGAACACCAAACGUAGUUAACAAUUACUUCAUAGUACCUACUGAUUAUAUUAAAAAUAACGAAUCCAUUCAAAAAGAUGUGCGACGCAAUAAAAAUACAAUUUCAAGUGUCGGUAGUGUUACCAAAGUGCCAGCAAAUAUUUAUGAACCAAUACAGAGAAAUCUAAAUAAUAAAAACAAAGAUACAAGUUCACCAAAUACUAAACAAAAAAGCACAAAGCCUAAAGAUGUCAAAGUACGCGUAAGUAAUAACAGAAGUAACAAAAAUAAAAAGGGAACUGAAAAUCUAGAAUACAAGGAAUCAACACCACAAAAAUCCGAGAAAACACGAAAGAAUUUGAAUAAUAAAGAUAUGAUUCUUAAUGACGAAGAAGUGGUACAUAUACAAAGAAAUAAUAUGAAAAGACAAGAUGAUCUCACAAAAACAAAAGUUGAAGGGAAUGAAAAUAUAAUAUCUAAAAAAGAGAAUGAAAUUAGAAACCGAUGUAGAGAAGAAAGCGUUCAUGAAAUAAAUAAAAAUGAACAAAACGUAAAACAAGAAAGACAAGUAAAUGCUGAAGUUCAGUUGCAAAGAUCACCUUUAAAGAAGGAUAAAGUAGAAGACAUAAAAAGUAACACCAAUUUACCUCAAAAUGCAUUUGAUAUUAGCAAAGAUGGCGUUGAAGUAGAUAACCGAAAUAUUCGCAAAUCCGCCCAAAACGUUCAUAAUAGUCAGCCAAAGAAGAAGUCUUCAAAAACACAAGAUAAUUUUAUGAAACAAUGGAUGUCUUACAUAAACUCAUUUGCACCAAAUCAACAUUUUGACUCCUUCGAUUUUUCAACUGCAAAUUUACCAUACAAUUUUGAGCAAAUGUUCCAAAUGCCACAGUUUUCACAAUCUAGUGUUGAUACUAACAGUCAAACGCACACUACCAAGAAGCGUAAGAAAAAGUCAAAAAGAAAGAAUAAAAAACCUGAAGCCAAAAAUUGUAAUGACAAAACUAAGAUAACCACUGUCGAAUUAGUUCCAAAAUUUAUUGAAUUUGAAUCAGAUAGCCCUGUAACAGAACAUAUUAGAGGUGAAUUAAAAGCAAAACCUAACAUAGAAACAUUUACACAUUCUCUAGAAGCUACACAUUAUUUACCUGAUGUAAGUACUGAAGAAUCGUUACCAAUAAUGUAUGACAUUAUAGACUAUUAUCCCGACUUCACUAAAGACAAAAUAUACGCAAGCGAUGAAGAAGACUUAUAUCUAUUCCAUAACAGGCAUUUCUAUAACAUGGAUGACGAGAAAGAACUUAAUAGAGAAAGAAGAAGGUACGAAAAAACACACGAUGAUAAUACAAUAAAACAUCCGGACAAUAGAGUUAGAGUCAACGAUAUUCAUUCAUCAGAUAAAGACAGUAAAAAAGCUCAUUUAAAACCAGUAUUUGAAGAUAUUAAAUUCCAAACACCACCUGCUUUGCUUGAACCUGGUUUUGAAACAAAAAGAGUAAAUAUACGCGAAAAUAAUAAUGAGUAUCACACAUAUUACAAUCAUGAAAACAAUAAACCUACGCAAAAACCUAUAGAAAAUCAAAGAAAAGACGUAGAAACAGUAUAUGCUCGUUCGAAAGUGGUUAAAUAUGGUCAGCAGGGAGAAGUAGAGGCAAAAGUUAAAGUUGUUUCAGAAAAUGACUUCAAACAUGAUGGAGGACAUAGACAACAUGCAAGAGACAGUGAUGCUACAGUUGUUUUUGCACGAUCGUGGACUUAAAAGGGUUAACUUGAUAUUUAUAGAAUUUUAGUUUUUACUGUGUUAAUUAUUAAAUAUUAUAAUUUAUGAAAAAUGUGUCUUUUUAACACGCUGUUAUAUUAUU
This is a messenger RNA of Colias croceus (clouded yellow), 2195 nucleotides long. Its product is annotated as GATA zinc finger domain-containing protein 14-like. The coding region runs from base 23 to 2092 and encodes 689 amino acids. The record is from RefSeq and is a predicted model, not a curated record. The transcript has 2 exons. NCBI's taxonomy places the organism in Eukaryota, Metazoa, Arthropoda, Insecta, Lepidoptera, Pieridae.